GGGGGGGGCUCCGCGCCCUCCGCCGACUUUUAAAAGUGGCGGCGGCGCCGGGUCGGGACCGGGACGAGCGACCCGGGAGGAACCGACCCGACCCGACGGCACCGACCGGACCGGGGCCGAACCGAACCGAACCGAACCGGGACAGACCCGGACCAGCACGACCCGAGCCAUCCCGCUCCAUCCCGCCCCACCGGGACCCUCCCGCACCGACCCCAUGUCCAACGCGCAUUUCAACCGCGGGCCGGCCUACGGGCUGUCGGCCGAGGUGAAGAAUAAGCUGGCGCAGAAGUACGACCCGCAGCGGGAGCGGGAGCUGCGCACCUGGAUCGAGGGGACCACCGGCCGCCGCAUCGGGGACAGCUUCAUGGACGGCCUCAAGGACGGCGUCAUCCUCUGCGAGCUCAUCAACAAGCUGCAGCCCGGCUCUGUGCAGAAGGUUAACGAACCCGUCCAGAACUGGCACAAGCUGGAGAACAUUGGGAACUUCCUGCGGGCCAUCACGCGCUACGGGGUGAAGCCACACGACAUCUUCGAGGCUAACGACCUCUUCGAGAACACCAACCACACACAAGUCCAGUCCACCCUCAUCGCCCUUGCCAGCCAGGCCAAGACGAAGGGGAACAACGUGGGUUUGGGGGUGAAGUACGCGGAGAAGCAACAGCGGCGUUUCCACCCUGAGAAGCUGCGUGAGGGCAGGAACAUCAUCGGCCUCCAGAUGGGCACCAACAAGUUCGCCAGCCAGCAGGGCAUGACGGCGUACGGGACGCGGCGGCACCUCUACGACCCCAAGUUGGGGACGGACCAACCCCUGGACCAGGCCACCAUCAGCCUCCAGAUGGGCACCAACAAGGGCGCCAGCCAGGCGGGAAUGACGGCACCAGGAACAAAGCGUCAGAUCUUCGAACCGUCCCUGGGCAUGGAACACUGCGACACGCUGACCAUUGGGCUGCAGAUGGGCAGCAACAAAGGCGCCUCACAGCAGGGCAUGACGGUGUACGGGCUGCCGCGGCAGGUUUACGACCCCAAAUACUGCGGUGGCCCCGAGCUGCUGGGUGAGGAUGGCCUCGACGGCUUCUACAACUCCCAGUAACCGCUGGCGAGCGGCUGCUUGCACCGCACCGCCCUGCCCCGACGCAGGGACGCACCGCAACGACCUCACCGCGCCCCCAGCCCUGCGGGGUCAGCUCGGCACGGGGGGGUUUGGCAUGGGGGGGGGGGGGGGGGGGUGUUGGCCCCACUGCCGCCUGCUUCCCCCCCACCUCCGUGUGAAGCCACCAAGGCACAAUAAAAGCCACAUGCAAACCUGCCA
Grus americana (Whooping crane) is the source of this 1309-nucleotide messenger RNA. It is a transcript of the gene CNN1, whose product is annotated as calponin 1. The coding region runs from base 215 to 1090 and encodes 291 amino acids. Lineage: Eukaryota; Metazoa; Chordata; Aves; Gruiformes; Gruidae. The record is from RefSeq and is a predicted model, not a curated record. Gene Ontology annotation, molecular function: actin binding. Gene Ontology annotation, biological process: actomyosin structure organization. The transcript has 7 exons.